AUGGUUCUGAGCCGCCCGACGCUGGUCAUUGAUAUCAAUGGGUCCCUCUUCCAGCGCUGCCUUGUAGAUACAUCUGAUCAUUCUCAACAGUGCUUCAUAUUCGUCGACACGAUGGUAUCUUCACGACCUUCAGCUGAAGAGCUGCGCACGUCGUGCUCUUCAUCUUCCACAACGACGAUAGCAUCCACAUCCUCAUCACCUCAGUCGAGCUUCGCGUCUGCUGACGCGACAGCGGUCAACACUGCCGCACCUACACGACGAAACAGCAUCUCGUGUACCAGUGCUCUUUCUUCGCCUUCCAGCGCCAAGACGCCAGAGCUCAAAUCCGACCGCUCACAGCAAGAGGGAGUCUCACCAAAAUGUCUCGCCCAGCGUCUACUCGAGCAGAAAUACCCUCACGACUUUGCUGCAACCCAAAAGCAGCUUGCUGAAGCAGACGUCGACACCUGCGCCAACACCUUGGUCGCAAACACCCCUCGCGCAUCCUUCGACAAGCUCGACCGUCCUCCUUUCUCCAAGCUACAGGAUGUCGAAAAGGCAGCUUCCACAUCAGAUCCAGGUUAUGGCCCAGCACCCGAUGGUGGACUUCAAGCCUGGCUCGUCGUCGCCGGCACCUUCCUCCUCAUCAUGACCAACUUCGGUCUCCUCACAUCCUACGGUGUCUUUCAAAGCUACUACGUCUCCCGCCAGCUCUCUCACCUCCCUGCAUCGACGGUGUCGUGGAUCGGAAGUCUGCAGACGUUCAUGAUCCUCGGUGGCUCCUUCGUGUUCGGCAAGAUCUCGGAUGACUUUGGUGGUCGGUGGGUGUUGAUCUGCGGAAGCUUGGUGACGUUCGUCUCGAUGUUGGGUGUUUCGUUCUGUUCGACAUUGAUACAGUUCAUCGUGGUUCAAGGUGUACUGUUCGGGUUGGGAGGAAGUAUGCUUUUCUUGCCCGGAUGUGCGUUGGUCAACCAGUACUUUGAUAAGCGGAAAGGUACGGCUAUGUCGGUGAUAAUCGGAGCGGCCAGUUUCGGAGGCAUCAUUUGGCCCCUCAUCCUGCAGGCGUUGUUCGAUAUGCCUGGUAUCGGGUUCGCUUGGGGUGUCAGGAUCGCUGCUUUGCUACUGGCUAUUCUUCUCACCAUCAGUAACAUCCUCAUGCGUCCGAGAUUGCCACCUACACCGAAACACCUUCGUCAACCAUGGUCGCAAGCCGCGAUACUCCUGACGCAGGAUCCUUCGACGUACACGCUGUUCGUCGUUGGAGUCGCCAUUCUGUUCAUCAACUUCUUCGUACCCUUCUUCACCAUCGCUUCGUACGCCAAGAAGGUCGGAUUCACACCUUCCAUGGCAACCCACAUGGUGGCCAUCAUGAAUGCUGCCAGCAUGAUCGGUCGUCUGGCCUCGGGCCCGCUGGCGGACAGGUACGGUCGAUUCAACGUCUUGUCGUUGUUCGGUUUCGCCAGCUUUGUGUCGUUGGUGCUGUUCUGGCCGAUUCCGGGGUUGACGUUGACCAAGGCGGGAGUGGUGACACUGUCCAUCACCUACGGAUUGGCGUCCGGAGGAAGCAUUGCCACGGUGGGAUCGUGCGUUGCACAGAUUUCGAGAGAGAACGCAGGGGCGAGAUUGGGCUUGACUUGGAGUAUGGCUGCACCGGGUGCUUUGGUUGGACCGGUCAUCAGCACGGCAUUGGUGGCCAAAAUGGAUGGGAGGUACACGGCUUUGGCCAUGUGGGCGGCCGGUACGACGCUGAUUGGAUCGAUCGUUAUUGCGAGGGUGAGAUUCACUCUUGCCGGAGGGAAGUGGAGAGUCAAGGUCUGA
This is a messenger RNA of Pseudozyma hubeiensis SY62, 1797 nucleotides long. Its product is annotated as monocarboxylate permease-like protein. Gene Ontology annotation, molecular function: transmembrane transporter activity. The coding region runs from base 1 to 1797 and encodes 598 amino acids. Lineage: Eukaryota; Fungi; Basidiomycota; Ustilaginomycetes; Ustilaginales; Ustilaginaceae. The record is from RefSeq and is a predicted model, not a curated record. The transcript is spliced from 2 exons. Gene Ontology annotation, biological process: transmembrane transport. Gene Ontology annotation, cellular component: fungal-type vacuole membrane.